AAACAGCACAUACCCUUAUCUGUGUCGAGUUUAUUCAGUUAAUGCUGUACUCUUGUUUGUACAGUAGGUGGCGACGUGUACCUUUAAUGUUGGUUUACAAUCCACAUAAACACAAAGAAGAAGAAGAAUGACAGCGGACUAACGUUACAUUCACAUUGCUAACUGUUACAUCCCUGAUGUAGUCUUGUGAAGAUGAGAUUAAAUGUGUUGUUUAGCGAGGAUCAUACACCAUCAGAGUCAUACAGAGCUGGGCGGAUGUGCUUUAAAGAGACUCCCGCCCGCAGCUCAAUGGAACGGUCCGCUGCGCUCUCCCUUUAGCUAGCUAGCUAGGUUGCUAGCUCAGUGAGUAACGUUACCAUCCUCUCGGGAUUACAGUCACAUACCCUCAGGUUGUCUCUCCAGGACAACAGGAAUCAACUGAGGACAGCUUCAUUGAGACCAAAAGUCCUCAAUGGCUUCCUCAGAGGUCAGCAUGCAGGAAAUGAGCGAGGUGGUGAUCGUCACCAUACCAGAAGCAACAGGCGAGGACCUGCCCCCCAUGGUGGAGGAGGACAAAGCAGUGCUGGUUACUGCAGAGCUGACCCCUCAGCCGGGGGAGGACAUCCUCACAGUAGCACCAGUGGAAGCAGAAGCUGAGGUCAGCACAACAGAUUCACUGUCAAAGGAAGAGGCAGUCAUUGAUGAGACUCGAUGGCUGUAUGAGGGUGUGUCGGUCUGUGUCUCUGCAGUGAAGUUAACUGAGGAGGUGGACGUGGAGGCUGAUGUCUUCUACCCAAUCACCUGUGGAGAUGCCAAAGCCACGCUGGUCUGGAAGAAAUUUGUCUGCCCUGGGAUUAAUGUAAAAUGUGUGCAGUUCAAUGAGCAGCUCAUCAGCCCGAAGGAGUUUGUGUGUUUAGCGGGGAAAUCCACUCUGAAGGACUGGAAGAGAGCCAUCCGCCUCAACGGCACCAUGCUCAGGAAGAUCAUGGACUCAGGUGAACUGGACUUCUACCAGCACACUAAGGUCUGCUCCAACACGUGCCGCAGCACUAAGAUAGACCUGGUGGGAUCCAAAGUGUCCGUCGGCAGCGAUCAGUCUGCUGAACUAGUUCCUGCCACCCCCUCGUCAGCAGAUUUGAACGGAGCAGCAGCCUCAUUUCCAGAGGUGACGGAGGAAACAUCAGAGUGGGUCACAGCCAUCGGAGAGGACUCUGUGGCUUUCUGGCGUACAGUGAAGGAGGCAGGGCUGUUGGAGGAGGUGGUGGAGGACUUUCAGAAAGAGCUGCAGGAGGUGCUGAACGGGCUGCAGGAGAGAGUGUGUGACCCACCACUACAGGUCAAAGAUGCUGUUUUGCUCAACAAUAUCGUGCAGAACUUUGGGAUGUUGGACCUAGUGAAGAAGGUUCUGGCCAGCCAUAAGAGCCAGAUGGACCGUUACAGAGAGCAGUACACUCGCAGCCUGGCCGCUCUGGAGCAGCAGUGUGACGAGCACAGGAAGCGAGCCAAGGAGCUGAAGAGCAAAUCCCAGCACCUCAACAACGUCCUGAUGACCCUCACCCCAGUCCCUGCGCCCCCCGCGCCCAAGCGACCACGGCUGACCCGUGCCGUCUCUGGCCCGGCCUCAGUCAACGCUGCUCCCACCCAGAUCACUGUGCCUCUCAACCAGCUGACCAGCCUUCAGCUGGGCAAGGUGCUGACCAUGGCAGGAGCCCAGGGCGGGGCCAACCUGGGCGGGUACACCCUCCUGACCUCCUCGCUCUCCGGGUCGGAGCUGGGGGCGACGCCCUCUAACCUGACCGUGCUGUCGGCGGCGGCGGGUCAGGUGGUCGGCCCUCAGUACCAGCUGGUGACGCUGCCGGCCGCGCUGCAGAGCUUGGCCGCCACGCAAGGCGCCACCGUCCAACAGCAGGUCGGCACCAUCAGUGUGGUGGAAGCCACGGCAACGGCUGUGGAUGAUUCACAAGAGGAAGGCCAGGCGGAUGGCGAGGAUGAAGGUCAGCCAGAGCAGCUUAAAGAGGGCGAUGGGGAGCAGCCGGCCAAUCAGCAGUGAGACAAAGGACAGCUGUUCUCUCCCCUCGCCCAGCUCAUAAUUGCCUUCACUCCAUCAUUACGGGCCCUGGUGGGACGUGCAGUUCCUGUGAUGGCUGAGGGCUCGUCCACAUUUAGACUUUCACAGACCAUUCAUGCCCUGUGUUCAGUUGUCAUUCGAGCCUUCCUUAUAGACGUCCUUCAGAUUUCAAGAUACCCACAUUUAUAUUAGAGUGGCAUCUGGUGUCAGGAGUGUGUACUUCAGUAGGGCUUUCACUGUAAAUAUGUUUUUGUAACUAAUAUAUUUGAUACAGCUGUUUGUGUAGGGAUUUAUUCCAUGUAGGCUGGAGGAGAGGAGAAUUGUUCAGUUUGGUAAUAAAUGCUCAGUUUUCAAGAACAAAUUGUGCAUCAUUACAUGUAAAUGUCUUCAUCAGUGUGUAACUGAGACUGUGAACUUGUGUGUUUUAAGUUUUAACGAGUGUCGAGGAGGAUCUGUUGUCAGAAAUAGAAUGUAAUAUUCAUAGGUAUGUUUUCAUUAGUGUAUAAUCACCUGAAUAUAAGAAUUGUUGUAUUUUGGUUACCUUAGAAUGAUCUGUUUUUAAAAGAGGGAGAGAGUCCUCUUCUACAGAGUCCGCUAUUUUGAACCACCAUGUUUCUACGGUAGCCCAGAAUGGACCAACCAAGCACUGGCCGUAGAUAUUGUAUAUUGUUUUUUGAGCGUUACAUGGCCACUGGUUUUUUGUCCUCAGCCUUGUAAGAAGAAGGAAGGGAGGAGAAAAGGAUUUUAAAUUUGUAUACUUAGUAGCUUUUCCCUGAACCUUCAACCACAUGUGUGUCAGCUGUCAUCACGUGACAGUUAUUGACUUAAUAGAUAAUUUUUUUAUUUUGUUGCGUAAUUUGUAUAGUGACAGUGGAGAGAGACAGUGAAGGCGGGGAGAGAAAUGGGAUGACUUGCAGGAAAAGGGCCCGGGGCCUAAAUUUGUUCGAACCCAGCCUAGGGACUCAACCUUCAUAUGUGGUACAUAUGGCUUUCUUAUGGCUAACUAAAUUUCAAAUUCAUGAAGAUAAUAAAAAAGAGGACAAUAAAGUA
Molecule: messenger RNA, 3097 nt
Organism: Dicentrarchus labrax (European seabass)
Lineage: Eukaryota; Metazoa; Chordata; Actinopteri; Moronidae
Gene: gmeb2
Product: glucocorticoid modulatory element binding protein 2
Exons: 10
Coding region: 452-2029 (525 amino acids)
Biological process (GO): positive regulation of transcription by RNA polymerase II
Cellular component (GO): nucleus
Molecular function (GO): DNA-binding transcription activator activity, RNA polymerase II-specific; RNA polymerase II cis-regulatory region sequence-specific DNA binding
Source: RefSeq, a predicted model, not a curated record